AUGAAUAUGACAGAAGAAUCAGUAAUUGAAUUAUUACGAGAAACUAAUACUGAAGCAAUGGAUGAAGCAAUAAUUAAUGAAGAAUUACUACCUCCGAUUAUUGGUUUUCCUAAUGCUGAUCUUCCAUCUGAAAUACUAGAGCAGCAUGUGUAG
Messenger RNA from Funneliformis caledonium, 153 nucleotides. Lineage: Eukaryota; Fungi; Glomeromycota; Glomeromycetes; Glomerales; Glomeraceae. The record is from the annotation of a GenBank genome assembly.